Molecule: messenger RNA, 642 nt
Organism: Mesorhabditis belari
Lineage: Eukaryota; Metazoa; Nematoda; Chromadorea; Rhabditida; Rhabditidae
Source: the annotation of a GenBank genome assembly
AUGAACACGCUGACACUCGCCAUUCGGGAAUCACAUUCAGUGGAUGAAGUUCUACUCAGCGAAUUGGAAAAUUUCUGGAGAACGACCUUUCAUUUGUUGAUGUACAAGUAUGGGCACUAUGAUCAGGGAACUUUUGAGGAUUCUCGAUAUUGUCAACUGCCAGUUAAGCGAUCCACCGACGAAUCCCUCAACGACUAUUGUGAGAGCUAUUUGACCGAAGCACGAAAACUUCUACAAAAGACUAGACUCUCCGCCUACAUCGUUCGCUUUUCGGAUAAAUACGAGACCCCGAUUUUGGAAUUCCGAUUCGGCAUUGUGGAUUUGAUCAAGCCGACAUCGUUGACAAGAUCAACUUCCACCGGCUACCGCGACUAUUUGAGGGUUCAUUUCGAGCAAGUGAUCGCUAAACUCACCUCACUAGCGAUACACCCAACACUGGAUCGACGCCUGAAAACGGAAGAUCACCGAGCCGAGAUUCUCCUCAAACUCAAGGUUCCCCUUGAAAAUGAUAAAACGGUCAAUCAGCUAGAAGCUCUAACGGACAAGAAUUAUCUCAUCCGACCAAUCGAAAUCGAGUGUUCUCAGCCCGAGAAAUCGCAUAAAUACCAGUUAACCUUCUCUCUUCACUGCACAAGUAUCUUC